GCCUUCCCGGUAUUGCAUGAUUUGCCAUAAUGCCACGUAUUAUCAUGAUCAAAAUGUCGUAAUGGAUGCCACAAGAUUGCGAAAGCUAAUAAAAUAUGCCGACGGCGGUAGACGAGUCACGCGUAAUCUUUGCAAAUCUGCGUCCGCAAAGUUGCAGCAACCAUCAAUCGAAAUGGAUAUCUUCGACAAUAAGUACUAUGGGCUGACUCGACAACUAAUGGCGUCGAUCGGUCUGUGGCCCUACCAGAAGCGAGAACAUCAAAUCGUUCAAUCGCUCUGCGUGUCUUUCAUUCUCAUCCUGUCUAUACUACUGCAGUUGGCAACGUUUAUCACGCACGAAUUUAGUACAUCGUUGUUUAUUGAGGUCUUCUCGUUUGAUAUUCUUUGUAUAAUUUAUGCUCUGAAAUAUAUUAUAGUAUAUUUUCAUUCCAAUCAUGUCAAAAGUCUCUUUGACCAAAUCCAACGCGAUUGGAAAUUGAUAAAGAAUGCGGACGAAUUGAAAAUAAUGCAGCAAUAUGCAUACAAUGCAAAAUUUUAUACAAUUUUUUCUGGAUCAAUCGUUUAUCCGGGAACACUUGCUUUUAUUUUAACGAUGUUUGUACCGGAUGUUCUCGACAUUAUAACGCCGUUAGACGAACCUCGUCCACGACAAUUGCCAGUUCAAAUAGAAUUCUUUUUUGACCAAGACAGAUAUUUCUACCUGUUCUCAUUCAUAUUUAUAAUAGUCGCUUUUUUGGGUAUGACGGUGCUUAUGGCGACGGAAAACAUGUACAUGUUAUUUACGCAGCAUGCUUGUGGGCUAUUCAAACUCCUUAGCCAUCGUUUAACACGUACAUUCGAUAUGUGUUCAUCAAAGAUAACACCAUCUAAAACUAAGUGCAGAGUUUGCACCAAUUUGUUAAGUGUUAUUAACAUUCAUCAGCACUGUUUAAAAUUUCUCUAUGAUAUGCAAUAUAAGUUUUCAUCGUCUUAUUUUAUCUUAUCCGGAUUUGGUGUGGCAUCACUGAGCGUUAAUAUGUUUCGCCUUUUUCUGGCACUUAAUGCUGACAAUGUAUUCGAAUCUGUUUCAUCUGGUUUGUUCGUAUACGCUCACUUCUGUUAUAUAUUUUGGAUGAACUAUUUUGGACAGGAUCUGAUCGAUCAUGGCGAAUACCUUUUGCAACAAAUAUGUAAUGCACAAUGGUACACAGCACCGUUGCAUAGUCAAAAAUUACUACUCAUGGUACUACGACGAAGCAUGAAGAGCACCGCGAUUAUUGUGGGUGGUUUAUUUAUUCCGUCAUUAGAAGGUUUUGCCACGCUUAUUAGUAUGUCAUUGUCCUAUUGUAUGGUUAUAUACUCCGUUCGUACAUAAAAAUGCAUUUAUGAUGACGUAAAUGUAAUUAUAAAUGUUAUUUAAAAUGUGAGUACAGCAUUCUCAAUAAAAUAAAAGUGUAUUAAAAAUUUGCGAUACUUAAUGAGCGUAAGAGCGAUGGCAUAACAGCACAGAACGAUAGUAUAGUAAAUAAACGCAAUUUUCCAUUCUAAGGAUGAUCCGUGAACGGUCGGCGGUUUAAAUAAGAAUGAUACAUAAUGCGGACACCUAACGUGCGCCCGCGUAAUAUCUGCAUAAAAAUAUAUAGAUUACGCCUCAUAGAUGCAAUUGAUAGGCAUAGAGAUAGAUGGAGAUGUUAUAUGGCCUGUAAUAAUACAUGAUAGAUAUAAUGUCGCCCAUAAUAACAUAUAAUUUAGUUGGCGUAUAUUUUCCACGCUGACUGAAUUACGCGUAUAAUUUGGAAAAUGUUUCAUCGAUUGCUUGAUAAUAUCGGCUAUUAUCUUCGUGCGGGAAUAUGAAAAAAUGACGUGAAAUUGC
Ooceraea biroi (clonal raider ant) is the source of this 1852-nucleotide messenger RNA. Its product is annotated as odorant receptor 22c. The record is from RefSeq and is a predicted model, not a curated record. Gene Ontology annotation, cellular component: plasma membrane. Gene Ontology annotation, molecular function: olfactory receptor activity; odorant binding. Lineage: Eukaryota; Metazoa; Arthropoda; Insecta; Hymenoptera; Formicidae. Gene Ontology annotation, biological process: detection of chemical stimulus involved in sensory perception of smell; sensory perception of smell.